AUGUCAAAUCAAACUACUACUAUAAAUCCCGAUGGAGAGUCAUCUGAACAAUACCUUAUUGGGUACAUUGCUUUAGCUCUCUCAUGCACAGGAUUCGGCACCAUGUUCGUUCCCUUGAAAUCUAUUCAACCCAAAGAUGGGUUUUUUGUGCAAUGGGUUGAAUGCAGUGUAGUCUUAGUGACAGGCUUCAUUAUUAAUGCCAUUCGAGGAUUUCCAGAUUUCCAGUGGAUCGCUGCAAUUGGGGGAGCUCUAUAUGCUACAGGCAAUGUUUUCUCUGUUCCAAUUGUCAACGGGAUAGGGAUGAGCUUGGGUUUGCUCAUUUGGGGUUCUAUGCAGAUCAUGGUAGGUUGGAGUGUAGCACGGUUUGGACUUUUCAAUUGGUUAUCGGCAACUCACGUCGAACAUGAUCUACUAAACUAUUUAGGAUUAGCUUUGACCAUUAUUAGUGGCAUCUUGUUCGUCUUCAUCCGUCAUACUAAAGAAGAGCAACACGACAAUUCGUAUGAGUUGAAACCUGAAACAGUUCAAGAAGUUUCAAAUACAAAAGCUUUUUCCAGAAAAGUCCCAUUCAUACUUAUGGCUAUGAUACUGGCUGUAUUCCACGGGUUGAUGAUGACUCCUAUUGAUAUUCUGAAACAAAAAUAUCCUUCUAACGAUACUUACAAAGUUUUCGAUUACUGUUGGUCAUUUUACUCCAGUGUGUUCGUAUUCUCAACCAUCUAUUUUUUCUUGUAUUGCGUCGUACUUCAAAGAAAAGCUUAUGUGGAACGUGAAUUGAUCAUUCCAUCUAUUUUCUAUGGAAUUCUCUGGACAACGGGGAUGACGUUCUGGUUUUUAUCAAGUGAUAAAUUAUCACAAGUGGUAGCUUAUCCUAUAACUACUCGGUUACCUGCCAUAAUCAGCGCCUUGAUUGAUAUUAUACUGUUCAGAUCAAUAAGGGGUAAACACAACAUCAUCUUCCUAGCUUUCGCUAUCGUUGUUGGUCUCUCUGGUGUUGUUUUAAUAGCUUUAUCCAACCAAAAAUUAUAA
Molecule: messenger RNA, 1029 nt
Organism: Auanema sp. JU1783
Lineage: Eukaryota; Metazoa; Nematoda; Chromadorea; Rhabditida; Rhabditidae
Source: the annotation of a GenBank genome assembly